AUGGACAGCACAACCCCCGUCGGCACGAACCCCAUCGUGAACCCAAAAGUAGACUACCUAGGCUUCCAACACGCCGACAACAGCUGCUCCCACCGCGACCUGGGCUUCACCGGCGCCAUCGCGGGGAAAUGGUACGCCGUCUGGGGCGACGUGCUCUGGUGCGAUGCCAACGUCACAGAUCCCGAAAAGGACACGCCCGGGUUCCAUGGUAUGGUGCGCGAUGCUGUGUCUGCGGUGACGGGGAACCCGCUGGUCGUGCAUGAUCUCAAUUUGGGGGAGAAUCAGCGCCAGAAGCAGUUUAUUCCCUUCAACUCCUCGUGGGGAGAAAAGGUUGAUACUGGGUUUGGCGGGACGAGUUUGGUUGAGACUAAUGCUGCUACUAAAACUGGUGCCGUCUUUUACCUGGUUAACCAAAACGCAGACGGCCUAGUCGGCGCAGGUGUCGCCAAAGUAGACGUCCUCUUCGGAACCCCCACCGUAACCAAACGCUUCGGCGCCCGCGGCUACUGGUGGGACGCCAAAACCACGCCCCGGUACGGCGACAUCGCCGCCUUCCGCGACCCGUGCUCCGAGUACGUUUACGCCUGGGGCGGCCCGCCGACCACCAUCACCGACUGGGGCCAGAGCAGCUACGUCUACCUCGCGCGCGUCAAGCACAACGAGACGUUUGACGUGAGCAAGUACGAGUACUACUGGGGCCGUCAGCAGGGGUGGAAGUCGGAGGUCCACACGACGUUUAGCUCCGAGACGGCGACUGUGUGGGGUACGGGGCAGGGUCAGAUUGUGUGGAAUGAGUUUUUCAAGUGUUAUAUCUUUGUUCACCUCGGCAUCGGCGGCGGCUCCGUCUUCUUGCGCACUGCUGCGCGCCCAGAGGGCCCCUGGACGCCGGACAUCAAAAUCUUCCAGGCAACGGCCAUCGAAGGCGGUCUCGUCUACGCCGGCGUGGCUCAUCCGUAUCUGGACAAGACGGGCAAGACGCUGGUCAUGUCUUUCACGAACAACAACAGGAUCCAGGUGAUCAAAGCAACUUUUUCCAAGUGA
Molecule: messenger RNA, 1041 nt
Organism: Colletotrichum phormii
Lineage: Eukaryota; Fungi; Ascomycota; Sordariomycetes; Glomerellales; Glomerellaceae
Exons: 3
Coding region: 1-1041 (346 amino acids)
Source: RefSeq, a predicted model, not a curated record